Messenger RNA from Ziziphus jujuba (common jujube), 2972 nucleotides. RefSeq lists its product as uncharacterized. The coding region runs from base 1271 to 2620 and encodes 449 amino acids. The record is from RefSeq and is a predicted model, not a curated record. The transcript has 3 exons. NCBI's taxonomy places the organism in Eukaryota, Viridiplantae, Streptophyta, Magnoliopsida, Rosales, Rhamnaceae.
CAUGAUCAGAUGUUCCAAUACAAACCCACCCUUUCGUACUCACUUCGCACGUCCAUAUUAUUUCCUAUUACAAUUAGUCUAUAUAUACACCUAUAUGAAAUUUAUAUAUAUACAUAUCCUAGGCCACCAAAAAUAUAUGUAUAUAUAUAUAUAUAUCCAAAUUAAGAAAAUCAACGAAAUCAAGAAGCUGUACUCAAUGCUAGUUUCUUAUUAGUUGUUUUACGCGUUUUUUAUGAGUUUUUUGGUUCUAAUUUCCUUUUUAAACCAAAGAGGCUCCAUUUACCCUGAAUUUUAGGGUUUAACAGUUAUAGUUAUUAUUAGUAUUAUUUUGUUCUUUGAGUAAGAAAAUUUGAUUCGAUUUAUGAACCAAAAAAAGUUUAAGUUUUCUUUUCUUUCUUUUUUCUUUUUUUUUUUUUUUCCGUGGAAGAUUCAUUUUUUGUUCAUUUUUUUGAAAGAGAUUCAUGAAUUGAGAUUAAAUAAAGUUGCCAAUUGCCGGAGCCGCUCGCCGGAGCCAUUUCCGACGUGUUUGUUUUAGCGGCCAGGCAUGAGAUAAUUUCGAAUUUUGGGAAUCAAGGGCUUUUUAUUUUCAUGAUUCAGCCUUAAGGUAGUUUUUUUUUUUUUUUUGGGAGCCAUUAUCGUUGGUUGUAAAUGUACACCCCAUCUAAAUUUGUAAAUUAAAAUCGAAUUGAAAGCAUUUGGAAAUAACAUUGGGUGGGAUUUUAUAUAUGAUUUAUGUUAAUAGUAGAUGAAAUUUCAAGCCUUUGGAAAUGGACAUUGGGAAGUAUUAAUAAUAUUGUCAUUUAUUAUUUUUUUUCUUCUUCUUAUAGUUUUGAAGAGGUUCAUUUUAUAUGAAAUUAUAUUGUGAAUUCAUUUUUAUUUUAUUUUAUUUAUAAUUGCUUCAUUCUUAAUAUUUUGAUUUCAAGAGUUUUAAACCCACCCAUUUCUCUCUAUUUGUUUAGGACAAGAAAAUGACAUUCAUUUGUGUUGUGAUUGCUUAUUUAUGUCUAUUUAGAAGAUGAAACAGAGAUGUUAUAUCGAGCUUUACUAUCUAUUAGACAUCAUGAAUUUCACCAUUAACUAAUCUGUUCAUUUUGAAACUGUAUGCUCCUAUUUCUAGAUGCAUGAAAUCUGUUUGAUGAAAUGUUUCUACUGCACAAGCAAUCAACUCACAAAUCUAUGUUCCUUUCCUCAAUUUUUCCAUCCCACAAUGCAUAAAGUGAUAUGUGACAUUUGACAAAUCUGAGUCCUCUUAACUGGGCAUGUUUCAGAUAUGGACUUGGAACAUGGGAAUGAAAGCAGUGUGAAUUCAGGAACUCUUCUUUAUGGGGCCGGAACCAGUGUGAAUUCGAGUGGGAGCAGUAAAAAUUUCGAGGUUCUUGAUGGGUGUGACAGAAAUAAAUUCCCAAUACAUAAAGAUGCUAUUGCUAAUGAAGACAAUAUAGUUGUAGGAUCUUCAAGUGCCUCACCUUUCUCAUUAUCAGAUUCCUCAAUUGAUCUCUUACAGUUGAACAAAAGUGAAGAUAUCAGUUCAAUACCACGUGUCGCUUCCCUCAAUGAACAAAACGGUGAUGCUCAAACACCAGAUAAGUAUGAAGAAAGCAGUUUUCUUGAUAACAGCUUGUCUAAAUCAGAAGAAUAUGAGCACAGCUCUAUGGCUUCCACAUUGACAUUUCAAGCUUCAGAUGUCGCCCAAGAUUCCAUGAAACAUUUUAUAUCAUUAACAGAAUCCCCUCCAAUCCAAACAAUGGAAAGGUCAGAAUAUGAUCCUAUGAGGAUUCCAUCCUCCGUGUUCGAAGGAAAUAAAUCCACAACACCAAUGGAAUGGAGUGUUGCUUCGAACGAGUCGCUGUUUAGCAUUCAUUUAGGCAACAAUAGUUUCACCAAAGAACGUUUAGUAAUGUUAGGUGGCAUGUCUGGGGAACUGACCAAAUCAGGUGAGUUACUCAUGUUUAGUUCAACCCCUCCAGCUCCAUUGAUGGAUAUUGAGAAAAGGAAUUGUGAAGAAGAGAAGGAUUCUGGAGCUGAAGAAGUGACUGUUAAAAUCAACAAGGAUGCAGAAACAGAAUGUACAGAAGAUCCAAGUUUGAGGAUAGCACCCACAGCAGUUUCCUCAAUCUCUUCAACCCUAUCCCGUCGUGCUGAUGGAAGUGUAACCAGCACACGCUCUUUUGCCUUCCCGGUAAAAAAGAAGAAGUGUGAGUGGAAGUGUGAAUGGAAGUGUACAUGGACAUCGUGCUACUGUUGUAAUUGUAGCAAGGCGUUCUGCUUUAUGAGGCCACUUUGCUACCGUCCGAGAUGUAGCUGGGCGUUCUGCUAUAGUUGGAACUGUAGCCUAAAAAGAUGUUGUUGUCAUUCUCAUUCCAUGAUGUCAGAAGAGUUGAGAAUUGAUUCUGAGAAGGUAGAAUCUGAGGUUUGUCCAAAAGAAAAGAAGGUAGAUUCUGAGGGGCAGCAUUUGGAGACGCCAAAGCCAACUCCCACUGCCAACCAUUGCUGUCCUGUCUUGUCUUGGUUCUCAUGGUGUUGUUCUUGUCAUUCUUGUUGUUCGUGUCAUUCUUGUUCUUGUCAUUCUUGUUCUUGUCAUUCUUGUUAUUCUUGUCAUACUUGUCGUUCUUGCUGUUGAAAAAGUUAGGUCUUAGAGAUCUAUACAAGACUUGUUGCAAAUCCACAUAUCAGGGUGUCCCCUCAAAAUACAAUGCUCAUUGGUUAGCAGUUGGUCUUGAUUUCCUAAUUCUUUGCCAGAUUUGGAUGCUUCCUCUGUUUUCCUUACCUGUUUGAGCAUCCAAACUUGUGAGAAAAUUUACUUGAAUUAGGGGGCUGAUGGUGGGAUCAUGUGCAAAAUGCUGGAUGAAUUUGGUGAAGAACAAGUAGGUUAAUGCUUUUUUUUUUUUUUUCCUAGUUUUAACGAGGCUUUUUAACUUCUUGCAGCUGUAAAUUUGAGUUGGAUUUAAUGAUUGAUUAGUUGAACUUAAUAG